AUGAAGAUUUCGCUCCUUACUACCCUCACCCUCAUUGGUGCCGCCCUCUCCGUCCCGGUCGCGGAUGGCACGAAGACGAUCGCUACCGGCCAGCCCUGCACAAAAGAUGGCAAGAUGGGCAUUUGCGAGAAAGGUGCAAGAGAAGAACAAGCCCCAGGGUAUUUGCAAGCCUGUGAACUAGGUGACCAUAAUUGGUUGGCCGAGGAUGAAUAG
This is a messenger RNA of Aspergillus tanneri, 213 nucleotides long. RefSeq lists its product as uncharacterized. Lineage: Eukaryota; Fungi; Ascomycota; Eurotiomycetes; Eurotiales; Aspergillaceae. Bases 1 to 213 code for a protein of 70 amino acids. The record is from RefSeq and is a predicted model, not a curated record. The transcript is spliced from 3 exons.